Molecule: messenger RNA, 2557 nt
Organism: Pseudogymnoascus verrucosus
Lineage: Eukaryota; Fungi; Ascomycota; Leotiomycetes; Thelebolales; Thelebolaceae
Exons: 3
Coding region: 523-2298 (591 amino acids)
Biological process (GO): transmembrane transport
Cellular component (GO): membrane
Molecular function (GO): transmembrane transporter activity
Source: RefSeq, a predicted model, not a curated record
GAACCUCGGAGGCGGAGUUGGUAAAAACGUGGUUUGUUAGUGGUUGAUUACGUGGUUCCAGACCCAAGCUUAUCGAGCGUCAGCCCACUAAAAGUCGCAAGUUCGCAUGCACAGAUGCCGUGUUCCUGGUCAACUGGGCCGUCUCAAGAGGAAGCCUGUGCCCUCCUUCCUAUUAUAUAUGCCAUAGCACCCCGAGAUAGCGUCAGCUUGGUUUCGAGAUAUGCCAGCGCAGAGAUACGGCGACGACGACUUUGACUCCAUGAAUCUAGAGAGGCUAAAGGGAUAUACGAAAGAAGGACGACGACGGCGAAAACUGGAAAGAUACAGCCGGGAUUGAUAAGCUUGCAAUCGGCGUGGGAAUCAGUGACGUAGCCGGUUUCUGGGAUUGAUUGGCCGCAGGGAGAAACACUGAGACGGGAGCUAGAAACGGAGAUAAAGCACAGGAGAAGUGUAAACAAAGAGAAGACAACAGGCAGAAAGCCCAAUGUCCUGUCGUGACGCCGAAUUCUCACCUACAACACCAUGCAGCGUCAAGGAAACGGCGACGCUGCGGCGCCAAACGGCCGCGACCGUCUCGGUAUAGAUGCAUCCCCUCGAGUCGCGGAAGACACGCCUCUGCUGGCCAAGGCGGACGAUGGGGAUAGCACCACCGCAGCCAGCUCGGUGCCGUGGGAUUGGGAAUCCGAUUUCGAGGGAGUUCCGUGGUAUCGCAAACCAUCCAUCUGGUGGCUCCUCCCCGCCUAUGCCAUCUACGCCCUCGCCUUCGGCGGCAUCAUCGUCCCGAAGCUCAAUCUCGUCCUCACGCUGGUAUGCCGGCGCUACAUCGCCGCGCAAUCCACGCUGCACCCCGACGCGCCAUACACGCCCGUCAUCAUGUUCGCCAACAACCCCCAGUGUCGGAUCCCCGAAGUGCAAGCCCUAGCAACCGAGUUCACGCUCUACAUGUCCCUCCUCACCGGCAUACUGAGCGCAGCCAUCUGUCCUAAAAUCGGGACACUCUCCGAUCGCUACGGGCGCAAGUACUUCCUCGCCUUCGCGGUCGUCGGCGGCCUCUGCGCUGAGAUCGUUACCAUCCUCGCUGCCACAUACCCAGACACAGUGCACUACCAAUGGAUCCUCGUCGGCUCCGUCCUCGACGGCCUCUGCGGCUCCUUCACCUCCGCCAUGGCCAUGACGCACUCCUACGGCGCGGACGUCACGUCGCCCGCCACGCGCGGCGUCGCAUUCGGGUAUUUCAGCGGCGCGCUCUUCGGCGGGAUAGCACUCGGUCCCCUCCUCGCGGCAUUCAUCUCGCAGGUCACGGGUAACAUCCUCAGCGUCUUCUGGAUCGCCUUCUUCUGCCAUCUAAUCGUCCUCCUCUACCACGUCUUCAUCCUCCCCGAAUCCCUCUCCCCCAAGCGCCAGGUCGCUGCCCGCGCACGCCAUAAACUCGAAAUCUCCUCCGCGGCCGCAUCACCCACCUCGCGCGCCGCGCGCGCUGCUAACUUCCUCGCCCCGCUCAAGAUACUCUAUCCCACCGGCGCAGGCACCUCCCCGCAUCUACGCAUGAACCUCAUCCUCCUCGCAGCAAUCAACACCCUCCUCUUCGGCGCCUCCAUCGGCACCGGGUCGGUAUUGGUAUACUACACGAACUUCAUCUUCAACUGGGGCGACUUCGAGACCCAGAUGUUCGUCGGCCUCACAUCCGCCUUCCGCGUCGUCGUCCUCGUCGCCAUCCUCCCCUUAGUCACCUACCUCUUCCGCACACGCUACCAGAACCACGCCCGUCGCCGCGCCGCUGAAGCUGAUCCCGACGCAUCCACCACCGUCGCAGCGGACGAUACCCGCACCCCCGGCGCCGACACCCUGGAUCUCGUACUCAUCCGCGGCGCCCUCGUGCUCGAAACAGCAUGUCACGCUGGCUUCGCAUCCGCGCGACAAGGUGGCGUGUUUUUCGCCUUCGGUGUCCUAGGGGCGAGUGGUUCGAUCGCGCUGCCGCUUUUGCAGAGUGCGUUGAGUAAGCAUGUUGGUGCUGAUCGGGUGGGCCAGCUGCUGGGGGCGAUGGCGCUGCUGAAUGGGCUUGCGCGGGUGGUGUUCCCGGCGGUGUUUGGGGGGUUGUAUAGUCUCACUGUGGGGGGGUUUCCGCAGGCGGUUUUUGUGGUGUUGAGUGUGACGUUUGGGGGGAUGGGGGUGUUGAGUUGGUUUGUUAGGCCGCAUGUUUAUAUUGAGGAUGAAGAGCCAAAUCGGACGACGGCGAGUGAGGGGUAUACGGAUGCACUGGCUGAGGAGCUGGUGGAUGAAGAGGUUGUUGGAAGGUAGAGUUGGAUACAUCAUACGUCGGAUACACAUUGGAUACAACAUAGUAAGCCACACGGCACCUUGGACUUCCAUUUCAUUGGUAUAACCUAUUUGUACGACAUCGAUAAACUCGAUGCACACUUCUGCAUUUUGGUAGAACUGGGGCAGGGCCUUAAUAUCAUUAUAACGAAAAGACAAAAACAAAGACAAGAAACAAAAGACCAAGAUAAUAAAUAUUAUAAUAAACAUAUAUCCUACUAUAUAUUUGGUAAUGAUGUGG